Messenger RNA from Rhizopus microsporus ATCC 52813, 1681 nucleotides. Its product is annotated as VHS-domain-containing protein. Gene Ontology annotation, biological process: Golgi to vacuole transport; Golgi to endosome transport; protein transport to vacuole involved in ubiquitin-dependent protein catabolic process via the multivesicular body sorting pathway. Gene Ontology annotation, molecular function: phosphatidylinositol binding; ubiquitin binding. The transcript is spliced from 10 exons. NCBI's taxonomy places the organism in Eukaryota, Fungi, Mucoromycota, Mucoromycetes, Mucorales, Rhizopodaceae. The coding region runs from base 21 to 1562 and encodes 513 amino acids. Gene Ontology annotation, cellular component: trans-Golgi network. The record is from RefSeq and is a predicted model, not a curated record.
CCUGCUUUUUUCUCUCUCAAAUGUCUUAUUCUUUACAAAGUUUAAUUGAAAGAGCAUGCAGCCCAUCUCGAUUCGAUCCAAACUUGGCUCUUAAUCUUGAGAUCUGCGAGACGAUCAAUAAAAAGCAAGGCAGUGCGCCACGUACUGCAGCUAUGACCAUUGUGAAAUUAGUCAAUAGCCCAAGAGUAAAUCAAGCUAUGCUUGCUUUAACUUUGCUCGAUAAUUGUGCUAAAAACUGUGGAUAUCCAUUUCACCUUCAAAUAGCAACUAAAGAAUUCUUGAAUGCGCUCGUUCGUCGCUUCCCAGAACGACCACCGACACGAUACGCGCCUCAUCCAGUACAAUCCGCUCCAGAAAAUCAAUGGAACCAUUUUGAUUUUGUACCACAACAACUCAUGGCACAUCCUGUACUAGAUCGUAUUUUGUAUUUGAUUAAGGAAUGGAAAAUUGCCCUUACAGAAUUAUCUAAAUACAAAGAGGAUAUGACACAUAUAAGGGAUAUGUAUAGAUUAUUAAAAUUUAAAGGGUACGUAUUUCCCGAAUUACGUGAUUCUUCAGUUGCCGCUUUGGCACCAGCAGAUACAUUAAAAACAGUAGAGGAACUAGAAGAGGAAAAUCGUGUAGCACAAGCAGCGAAACUACAAGAACUCAUCAGACGAGGCAGACCACAGGAUUUGGUAGAAGCUAAUAGAUUGAUGAAAAUAAUGACAGGAUACGAUCAAAAGCAUCAGCCAAAUUAUAAAGAGAUGUUUGUGGAAGAGGUGCACAAGAUUCAAAAUAAGGCACGUUUACUAUAUGAAAUGCUGGGUAAUUUGAGAUCAGGCGAUAGACCAGACGAAACCAUGGAAGAAUUAAAGGGCUCUUGUGAAAAUGCAAUACUCAAGAUUGAAAAUAUGCUUAAAACUGAGCAAGAUAAAGAAAAGAUUGAGGAGAUGAAUCAGGCACUUUUGAUUGUGAAAAACAGCAUUUUAAAAUACCAAGACAUCAAAAAGGGACGAUAUAAUACCAGCUAUGACAUCAGUGAUAAGUUUGAUAGUAAGCUUGUUGAAGAGGCAAAGCAGCAGCAGCAGGAACAGCAGGGGUCUAUUAGCUUAAUUGAUUUGGAUGAUGAUUUAUCCAGUGAUAGUGAUAGGUCAAUCAUCAAUCAGCUCAAUUCGUUGACAAUAUAUUCUCCUGAUUUAUCAACACAACCUACUCAAGAACCAGUUAUACCAAUCGCAGACAAUAAACUAGUAGACAUGGUCAAUAAGAAUGGGCUUGUUAUUCAAUUAGAGCCACUAUCGACUGUAAACACGACAUACCAGUUUAAAGCAUACUAUUCAAACAAAUCAGUUGCUCCUAUGGAUAAGAUGACUUUACUACUAGCUGCACCCAAGUCUAUGCAAUUAAAACUAGGGCCUGUAUCUUCUUCAUCUGUACCUCCUACAUCUGACAAGUCUGUUACUCAAGUCAUCACCAUUGAUAAUCCAAACAAAGAAUCUAUCCGACUUCGAUACAAGAUAACUUAUGAACAAUUUGGAGUGGAGAUGGAACAGUCAGGCACUUGGCAUAAUACUAAAUAAACAUUCUGAAUCAUAGAACUAAAAGUAUAAAAUAAAAUUAAUUAUUUGCUUGAUACCAAAACUUGUCUAUUAUGUCUUAAAUACCUUGUUAAUGCAAAAGAUGGGCCAAUCCGGAUCAU